Molecule: messenger RNA, 192 nt
Organism: Lentinula edodes (shiitake mushroom)
Lineage: Eukaryota; Fungi; Basidiomycota; Agaricomycetes; Agaricales; Omphalotaceae
Exons: 1
Source: RefSeq, a predicted model, not a curated record
AUUCUAUGCCCAGUCAACGCCCAGCAUCGUUGUAAAGCAAAUGGCUGUGAUCUCUCCGAUUCUCGUCUCGUACGUGAAGAGCGAGAGACCACUCAGAAAAGACUACCUCGUACUCAUCACUACAACCAUGAUGACCUCCUACUCAACACAAAUCAGAUGCGAAGCGGUGUCUAUAUUCAAAAAUUUCGUCCA